CCUGCCCAUUGCUAUUGAAAGACUGGAGGUGUAGCCUUUAUAACCAGAACUAUUCAAGUUGAUGUUAACACAUCUUCCUGUAAGACCACAGUCAAGAGACAUCAGCAGAAAUGAAAGCCCUUGUAAUCUUAAGCCUUUUGGGAUGUGCACUUGCACAAGACAGAAUUUUUUCAUGGAAUGGUCCGGGAGAACCCAGUGAUGUUGACCCCAAUGAGAAUGUGUGUCUGACUGAUGUGGCAUCCUGUGGAUGCUGCCUGAUGCAGAAGCAGAUGUGGAAGAUGGAGAUGUUUUUCAACAUGAGCUUAAAUGAGCUAGAAAGGGGACUGGAGAGAGCCCAUGCAGUGUUAAACAAUAUCCGUGCCAGUCGGAGUGCCUUCUCUGUGGCUCUUACUGACACACGCCUAUGUGUCGGCCCAAAUCGAGAAGACACUGUUGUGAAGUAUGGCAGUGUAUUUAUUAACUUGGGAGAUGGCUACAGCACUAACACUGGUGUCUUUGUAGCACCACGUUCUGGUGUCUACAGCCUGGCACUAACUGUUUAUAGUGAUGCUGGUGCUGCUGGAGCCGCAUUAGCUGCUUGUGCUCGACUCCGGCUGAAUGGGCGCACACUUGCAUCACCGAGUGAGAAGAACAAUCAAGACCAGGAGGACAGUGUUAGCGCUCUGCUGGCAGUGCAGCUGCGUGCAGGGGACAGGGUGGAUGUUGCUCUUCCAGCCGGUUGCGUUCUGUGUGAUGACAACAACCACUACAACACUUUCACCGGGUUCCUGCUCUAUGCAACUGAUUAAUAUAGAGAGAACUAAUGCUGUUUUCAAUAUUACAUACUACACAGUUUAUACUGAAUGUUACAUUAAAAAAAAAUUUGUAUAAAAUACAAUACUAAGUUUGCAACAACUACUUAAAGUUGAUCUUGUUGUAUGCUACUUUGUGAUUUCAAUAGUGCAAGAAUGGUAUAUUGUGACUUCAAACACAUUAACAAAUUCUAUGUUUCUCUCUCUGUAGCACCCUGUACUGUAUGUUUACAAAUAAUAAAACAAGACUUCUUUCAAACUA
Molecule: messenger RNA, 1053 nt
Organism: Megalobrama amblycephala (Wuchang bream)
Lineage: Eukaryota; Metazoa; Chordata; Actinopteri; Cypriniformes; Xenocyprididae
Gene: cbln20
Product: cerebellin 20
Exons: 4
Coding region: 111-788 (225 amino acids)
Molecular function (GO): protein binding
Source: RefSeq, a predicted model, not a curated record